Messenger RNA from Spodoptera litura, 831 nucleotides. It is a transcript of the gene RpII18, whose product is annotated as RNA polymerase II subunit RpII18. Gene Ontology annotation, molecular function: DNA binding. The record is from RefSeq and is a predicted model, not a curated record. Gene Ontology annotation, cellular component: nucleus; RNA polymerase I complex; RNA polymerase III complex. Gene Ontology annotation, biological process: transcription by RNA polymerase II; transcription by RNA polymerase I; tRNA transcription by RNA polymerase III. NCBI's taxonomy places the organism in Eukaryota, Metazoa, Arthropoda, Insecta, Lepidoptera, Noctuidae.
UCAUUUUGACAAAUGAGAUGACCAUGACAGUGACGGACAACAACAUAACAACUCUCAAUUCUCAAAAGCUAACCUAAAACCUAUACUUCGUGUUUUUUUUGUUUUACUUUAUUAUUGUAACUACAUACAUACGACAUAUUCCAACAAUACCAGGCACGAAAGUAGAAAAUUAAGUUGCUUCAAUAAAAUGGCAGAUGAAGAAUAUGAGGCUGACGAUGCGGGAGCAGAUUACGAUGACAUUGCUGAGGAGGACGAUAACAUCGAGGAAACGGAGGAGCAGGAGGAGGAAGGAUACAACGUGCAAUGUCUUGCGCCUGGACAGGCUGGCGGAGGAGUCGAGAAGUCAAAGCGCAUCACUACACGGUAUAUGACGAAGUACGAGAGAGCUAGAGUUCUAGGUACCAGAGCAUUGCAAAUAGCCAUGUGUGCGCCUGUAAUGGUUGAACUUGAAGGAGAAACAGAUCCUUUACAAAUAGCUAUGAAAGAACUCAAACAUGGCAAGAUUCCAAUCAUCAUCAGACGCUACCUUCCCGACCAUUCCUAUGAAGACUGGAGCAUAGACGAACUUAUUAUCAUAGAUCAUUAACAACCAUAGACAAUUAUCUAAAUUUCUUUUUCUACAAUACACCAUUUUAAAACAUUAAUGAAGAAUUCUUGGUUUAAACUUUAUUAUCAUAAUAUAAAAGUGUCAGUCAUGUUUUGUACAUCUGGAAUAAUCUGGAUCUGCUCAUAGUCAGUAACAGAGUAGUAACACAAUCAAAUGAAUGCCCAAUCAAUAAUUAUAAGACAACUUAGUUAAGUAAAAAAUAAAUGUAAGAUUUUAUAAAUUAA